AUGAUUAACAACUAAUAAAAGAAAGUAACAUUUGAGCCAACAUUGCUAAUUUACGACGGUAAUGAAGUCUCUGCCUAAGAAAGGAGAAAUCAGCUCAAUUAAUAGCAACAGUCCCAUCUCACAAACGAUUUAUAUUAAGGUGUUUAAGAUAUUAUUUUCAUGGGUAACCAGUAAGAUCCUUUAGAUGGGUAAAUGUUAGGUCUUGACAAAGACAAUGGUUCAAACUAUAGUAAUGGAAAUAACUAAUAUUUUGUUCAAUAAAAUAUUAACUAUGCAGCUGCAUCAUAAAAUUAUGGGAAAAAGAACUCAUAAAAUAAUAAUGGCGAAAGAUUCAACUCUUAAUCUUCAAAGGCCAAAGCAAACUAAAUAAAGCAAUCUAAAUCCCUAAAUGAUAUGAAUGCACUGAUUAGCAACAAUCCUUUACUCUAGCAAUCAAAUAGCUUUUAAUAUUAGCAGAAUAUUCCUCAAUAACCUUAGUAGCAAGCUCCUUCUAACCCAACUAUUUCUAGAAAUAAUUCAGCAGAAGGUUUAGCAAAGUUGGCUUCUAAUCCUAAUAUACAAAUUUCUAACAUUAAAAGCAAUGUUAAAAAUACUUACAUCAAGAAGAUUUCAUCUUUAAUGAAUGUGGUUCAAUCAAAUGGUGAUUUAUAGAAUAUGGGAAAUGAAAAAAGUGGAAAUAUAAAGCAAGAAAUAAGAGAAAGUGACGAUGAUGGCGAUGGUGAUUCUAAUUCAAAGUCUUUUGACCAGAAAGGAGAUGAUUCUUAGGAAAAUAAAAGAUUAAAAAAGAAUAGAGAGUCCGCAAGAAAUUCAAGACAAAGAAAGAAAAUUUAUAUUGAUUUACUAGAAAAAAAAGUUACUGAGUUAACAAAAGAAAUAGAAGAAGUGUGUGUAUAUAUAGAAAAGAGCCAAUCUGGUAUUUCUAGCAUACUCUCGCACAAUCCAUAUUUAAGGGGAUUAGUUUUGGAAAGAUUAAAUUUCAUAGAAAAAAUUUAAAAAAAUAUUGGUGAACCUAAGCCAAAUGAAGACGAAUUGAAUUUAGUUGUUGAUUCUUUUAGACUAAGACUUGGAGCAACUGGAAGAAUCAGAUAGCAUGCAAUAAAUCUUUUCUUUAAGCACAUGUAUAAAUCGUUCCUAGAGAAUAAUUAUGAAUAUUUCUUAUAUGGAUACGAGCAAAAUUAAGAUGACGAUGAGGAAUUUAAUAGAUGUGUGGAAAUUUUCAAAGACACCAUUGGUUUACCUGAAAAUGAUAAUCAAAUUUAUAGUGCCCUUCCCAUUUUAAAAAAGUUUUUAGAGCAUAGAAAAUCUUUUAAAAAAGCAUUUAGAGAAAUGAAGAACAUCUAGAAAGAAUGGAUUACUAAAACAACCUCAGUUGAGAAUUUAGUAGAUAAAAUCUCUCCUUUAUUAACAGCAACAUAAGUAGGAAAAUUAAUUGACUUUAUUGAUAAGAAAAGACAAUAGCCUGAACUUAAUUCUAUGAAAAGAAAGUACAACUAAAUUACUAGCUAAUAAAUGGCAAGCAGUUUUGCUGGAUAGUUUAACACAGGAAACAGUAGCCACUCUUUAACUGUUAAUAAUUACUAGAGUUUCAACUAAUAAUUAAUGACUCCCUCUUAAAUUUUAUCUGCAAAUAAUGCUUUAGGAAAUACUUAAUCUUAUCAAAAUAAUGGUAACAAUAUAGGAGGUAUUCCAUAAUAUUUGAAGAACAAUUUUCCUAAUCAAGAAUUUGGAGGAAACGAUAAUGGACUAGGCAAUUUAACUGAUGAUCCUGCCCAGAAUUUUUAUAACCAAAUCCAAUUCUAAAAUUACAGAAUGUAUUAACCUGUAUUCUAAAUUUCCUAGCCUUCAUAUUUCCCUAAUUAAAUGUAAAACCCAAAUUAAGCAGCUCAGCCUAAUAAUCCUAUUAACAAUUUAAAUUAAAAUGAUAUUUAAAAUAAUCCUAUGCAUCAUCACCCACAUCAUAUGAAUUAACCAGGAAAUUAACAUUUAUAAAAUCAUCAAAUCUAGCAGCCAAUAGCCCGCGAUAAUACAUUUUUGAAUUAAAAUAAUUAAAAUUAAACAGGCCUAACAUUUUUUGAUAUGAUUCCUUAACAGACUAACGAUGACAGAGAUACAAUUAAGUAACCUAUUGGUAGUCUGAUUUAAAAUAAUGAACAUUAUUUUGUACAAGAUAAUAUCUAAAAAAAGAGAAAACAAUAUUGA
This is a messenger RNA of Tetrahymena thermophila SB210, 2199 nucleotides long. Its product is annotated as bZIP transcription factor. Gene Ontology annotation, molecular function: DNA-binding transcription factor activity. Gene Ontology annotation, biological process: regulation of DNA-templated transcription. The record is from RefSeq and is a predicted model, not a curated record. The transcript is spliced from 12 exons. Lineage: Eukaryota; Ciliophora; Oligohymenophorea; Hymenostomatida; Tetrahymenidae.